CACGUGAGGCCGCUCCGUGCUGUGGGAGGAGGCGACAAACUGCGGUCGUGGAGGGUCCGGUUUAACCGGCACCGGGAAGCGCGCUGGAGCAGGCUUGCCGAGUGCGCUGAGGUAUUGAAUUCCUAAGAAGAAAAUAAUGGAUUGCAUGUUGGCUGUUCUCUGAGUGUCUGGACCAGCAGUGUGUAGGCCUCUGUUGCAAAGGCCGGAAGAAGAUGGUAACUCCUUAUGUCCCGCUUCCUAUGCCCGUAGGAAACCCCGUUUCCAGCUUUACAACCAACAGAAACCAAAGAAGUCCUUCUUUUGGGAGUAUCUCAACAAGCUCAAACUCUUCGAAAGGCCAGUUAGAAGACACAAAUAUGGGUACAGAUUCUUCCAUUGAGUAUUCUGCUAGACCAAGAGAAAGUGAAGAACAAAAUCCUGAAACAGUCAGUUGGGAAGAUAGACCAUCUACACCUACUAUACUGGGUUAUGAGGUGAUGGAAGAAAGAGCUAAAUUUACUGUAUAUAAAGUACUAGUGAAGAAAACCCCAGAAGAAAGCUGGGUGGUUUUUAGAAGAUACACUGACUUCUCUAGACUUAAUGACAAAUUAAAAGAGAUGUUUCCUGGCUUUCGAUUAGCACUUCCACCAAAACGCUGGUUUAAAGAUAAUUACAAUGCCGACUUCUUAGAAGAAAGACGGUUAGGAUUACAAGCGUUUCUUCAAAAUUUAGUAGCUCACAAGGACAUUGCUAACUGCCUUGCAGUGAGAGAGUUUCUUUGUCUGGAUGAUCCACCAGGUCCAUUUGAUAGCCUAGAAGAAAGCAGGGCUUUCUGUGAAACUUUAGAAGAAACAAACUACCGCUUACAGAAAGAACUGCUUGAAAAGCAAAAAGAGGUGGAAUCGCUGAAGAAGCUGCUCAGUGAGAAGCAGCUCCGUAUCAACACUCUAGAGGACAGAAUCAGAAUGUUGUCUUUAGAACCUGAAGACUCACUGUGCAUGUCAGGAACAGAAGGUGGACAGAUCCUGAAGGUGGAGUCCUCUGUACUUGAGUCAGAUCAAGGUGUCUUGGAUGAACCAUCUAGAGCUGAUAGUAAGCCAUGCUUAAGUUGUAGUGAACUUGAAAAUUCUGUGUCAGAGAUAGAAGUAGCAGAAGUGGCUUAUAAUGCUGACGAAGACUAAUGCAUCUCAAGCAUCUCCCUCCAUUUUGACAUUUUAGUAAAUUAGAACCUAGUUGCAGUUAUUUUUUUAAAAAAGGACUGUGAAACAUUUACAGAAAAAGCAAGAAUGUACAUGUAUAAAGUUUACAUAAAGAAAAAAUAUUUAAGUUAUUGGGAUAGGAAGUAUAUUCGCUGCUGCUUUUAAUCAUCUUUUAUCCACUUUUGUAUUCAAUACACUAAAAAAAUCUAGAAUUCUGUUACCGAAACUCAUGUUCUUAAAUACUGUACAUAAAUGAUAAUGGUAUUUUGCCACUAUAUUUUGCUCCAAACUGACAUGUAUGUGUAUUUUUUUUUAAUCACCAGUUAUAUUCGUCAAAUAGAAAUUAAUUGCACGUUCCUAUCGGGAUGAUUAUAUACUUCUUUGUAUCUCUGACAUAUUUUCAUUAGUGGUUUAAAUUAAUGAACAUCAUAGUAAGAAAGACAAGCUGAAUUGUAAAUGUUGACAUUUUUACCAUCUCUAAAUGAAAAUUGGUUGUUUGGAAUGUUAAUACUAUUUAAAAGAAAAGGAAAUGACAUGCCUUUCUAGUACCAAAGAAAAACUGUUUGAAAGAGCUGAAAUCACAGAGUUAAGUGAUAAAAAUAGCCUUGAUUUGAAAAGCUAAUUCAUGAAUGUCGAGGGACUAUAAUACCAUGGAACCCUGGUGGCUCAGUAAUUAAGAGCUUGGCUGCUCACCAAAAGGUCAGCAGUUCGAGUCCACCAGCUGCUCCUUGGAAACCCUAUGGGGACAGGUCUGCUGUAUCCUCUAGGGUCACAAUGAGUCAGAAUCGGCUCGAAGGCAAUGGAUAAUACCAUGUCCUGAUUUAUUAUAAUAUGUUAUGCUUGUUUAUUUUCCAUAUAAUCUUAAAUCUCUACCUGUAGAAUCCAUGGGUUUGCCUUUUUCAGCACACUACCUCUUUUUCUAAUCAAGGCAUACUCUUUGGAAAAUAUAGAGUCUAAGCAAAUAGGAAGUUACACAAAAAGAGAAGAAAAGAAAAAGCCAUAUAUGCUAGAAAGCUCCUAGCUAGGCUGACUCCUCUGGUAUGGCGUUUUUAUUUCUGUAUAUGUGAAGAUGUUGCUGUAAUGUAUUGUGACUGAUUUUAAUAUAUUUAGCCAAGCGAUGCACUUUAUGAUAAUUAAACUCUUUUGUGCCAAGUUUAAUUGGUGAAUUCCUUUAGUAAGUGGAGUUAGGAGAAGGAAUUAUGUAGUGCCUUUAGCCUUGCACAUUUUACAGAAGGGUCCUAGGGUCUGUGAGUCAGCUUUAUGAAAAUGUUUUCUGCUUAUUUCAGCUUUGCAUUUAGUUACUGAAAGUGCCUUGUUUCAUUUUACCGUAUGAAGUUACUCAUUUAUUUGGUUUCUACUGUUUUACCAGUUGCUGUUAAUCUGCACUGUAAUCCUGCUAGCAUUUGGAAAUCCCAUGUGUUAUACUGAGCUGCAUAUGCUUUCUAAACACGGAGGGAAAUAGAAACAAUCUCCAGUUCUUUGUUUCUUUACUGUAAAAGUUUAUGAGUAUCUUGAUUGAUGUACAUGCUAAGAUACAGUUGUUUAAAAUUCCACUCAUAAAGAUCAGCACAUUCAGUGGCUGUUGUUAAUCUCUGAUCUAAAAAAGAGACUAUUUUUUACUAAAGUACCAAAAUUUUUAAAGUCUUUGUCAAAAUACACAGGUGUGCUCUAUCUCAGAAUUUUCCACAAAGUAUAUAUUACAAAUGUGUUUACUGUGCUUGGAGACAGAAAAAUUUCAAUAUAAUGAACCGGUCUACUUGUUCAUUUAAAAAAUACCAUUCUAGACCUUGCAAAAGGUUUUAAAAGAACAAUCAUUUAAAUCGAUUAAUACCAUUUUCAGUCUAAUAAAACAAGGUGAUUUUUGCCAAAUUCCAGAUAUUACAGUGCUAUGUAUCUGCCUUAAAGUGAACCACACCCACUUUUAAAAUCUGGCCUUUCAGAAGAUGGUAUUUGUAGUUUUGGAUGGGGGAAGAAUAACUCUGUUAAUUAGGUAAGCCAUUAUUAUUUAUAUUUAGAAUUUACUUUUUUUUACUUUUAUAAUGCAUUUUAUUCCCAGUAUUCUAUUCAUUUAAUAAAUUAUUUUUUUCAGUACAGCAGGAGCUAUGUUGUUAAGAUAUUGAAUAUCUUUUUCCCGCUCCAAUUUCUGUGUUCUUCUCCCUACUCCCGGUUGUUGUUACAAAUUAAGUUAUCUUUAAGUGCUGCAUUUCACAGAUGUGGAGUGAGUCUGUGAUUUUCUUUUUACAUUUACAUGUCACAUUACUGAUAAUUUUAAGUCUCGUCAGCAGGUGCAAUGAACGUCAGAUGUAACCAAUAUUAAUAAAAAACUAAACAUAACUGAACCAGAAAAACACUUUCGUGGAUAAUCUUUUACCUUUUUUUAAGAUUUCAGUUCACGUAUAGGUAGUUCAACCAUGAAACUUAGCAUUAAAAAUUAUAUUUUAAAUAUAUAUUUAUUUGUUCAAAAUGUAUUUUAUCUGUUAACUACUCUGAGAUUAGCCAUUGGGAAGUACAUUUAGAAAACCGUGUUCCUCAAAUACGUAUGUAGUCUUGUUCGGCUAUCUGUUGUAUUAGGAGGGAACAGUGGCUUAAGUCUAAACAUAAUGCAUACCUGUGGUUUUAAAGUGGGUUUUAUCACUAAUAAGGACAGAGGUGGUUUUGGAUUCUGUUAAAACCAGUGUCUUUUCCCAGAGAGAGGAACCCAAACAUUACCCUCUGGAGACCGUCAGAGAGCUCCGUGUUUGCCCCAC
Molecule: messenger RNA, 3925 nt
Organism: Trichechus manatus latirostris (Florida manatee)
Lineage: Eukaryota; Metazoa; Chordata; Mammalia; Sirenia; Trichechidae
Gene: SNX16
Product: sorting nexin 16
Exons: 9
Coding region: 213-1160 (315 amino acids)
Biological process (GO): protein targeting to lysosome; early endosome to late endosome transport; endosome to lysosome transport
Cellular component (GO): extrinsic component of endosome membrane; late endosome; early endosome
Molecular function (GO): phosphatidylinositol binding
Source: RefSeq, a predicted model, not a curated record